AUGGCGUCGCCGAGAACGCAACCCCCAUUCAUCGAGUCGAGCCAGCCAGCUGGCGUUUCAAUCCAGGAAUUCCGGAAUCGAAUAAAAGCGCGCCUUACGGCUGUACACAACGCUUGGAUUGACCACCGCCGCCCUGAAACCAACCACCCGCCACCUCCAGUCCCGGAUGUUGGCAGCAUCAGCAGCAUCAGCACCAACAGAAUCAACCAUGCACAGCCCAGCAGUACACAUAUGCACUAUACCACGCCGAACACACCUAUAGCUGCUUAUACCCAACACCCGGUGACAAAGCCCGCCCGUCCUCCUCCACAUACGCCUCCAGCAAGUUAUUCGAUAUUCGAUAAUUCAUCUUCCAACUCCCGCUGCAAGCCCUCCUGCUUGCGCUUCAGUAAUUCUGGGCCUGCCAAUUUCUCGCGUCUCUGUCCCUCAUCAAGUGCCUCCAGUUCCUCCUCCUUAACCCCAGUCGACGAUGCAGGCGUGAACGGCGCAGUGCCCGAGUGCCGGAAGUCAACAUCCAUCACCCCCUGCGUAUACUUCAGAAGCAAAUUGGGAGACUGUCACUGGGGCUCUGGGAGGAGAGCCUAG
This is a messenger RNA of Aspergillus fumigatus Af293, 585 nucleotides long. RefSeq names its product serine/proline-rich protein. NCBI's taxonomy places the organism in Eukaryota, Fungi, Ascomycota, Eurotiomycetes, Eurotiales, Aspergillaceae. The record is from RefSeq and is a predicted model, not a curated record. The transcript has a single exon. The coding region runs from base 1 to 585 and encodes 194 amino acids.